UAUUUUAAAUGCAUAUAAUUAAUUGAUAUAAUGAUAGCAUGGUUAUUUUCAAAAGGAUAGAUGACAGAUAAUAAAUUUAUGUUAUAUAUCAACACUAAAACUAUGGGUUUACUGAAAAAUAAACCACUUUGAUUUUGAUUAAUGAGAAUAAAAAUUACAUUAUGGAAGUAACUAAUUAGUAGUUUAGGGAUCACGUUAUGGACACUACAAUUUUAUAGUUUCUAUUUAAACAGCCUUACACUAUUAAAUGAAGUAUUUUAUAUGCAGGAACUAUAGAAACCUAAUUAAGUGUUAAUCAUCAAUUAUAUUA
Paramecium octaurelia is the source of this 310-nucleotide messenger RNA. Lineage: Eukaryota; Ciliophora; Oligohymenophorea; Peniculida; Parameciidae. The record is from the annotation of a GenBank genome assembly.